UAUCCCGGAGCUCAAGCCUGGUGGUUGUUAACGGCUUUUGGUCUCUGGCUUUUGGCACUGACAUGGUGAAGAGCGACUCCGACUCAAGCAAUAUGUCUGAGAAACGACAUUCCCAACACGGAGGACCUCAGCGGCUCCCCGAGUCCUUCAGGGAUAACCCCAAGGCAGAACUGGGACCUUGUGGAUGGAUUUUGGUGGCUUUCUCAUUCUUGUUCGUACUGAUAACCUUCCCCAUAUCAAUAUGGAUUUGCAUAAAGAUUGUAAAGGAAUAUGAACGAGUCAUCAUCUUCAGACUGGGUCGAAUUUUGCAAGGAGGCGCCAAAGGACCUGGCUUGUUUUUUAUCCUGCCAUGCACUGACAGCUUCAUCAAAGUGGACAUGAGGACCAUCUCCUUCGAUAUUCCACCUCAGGAGGUCCUCACGAAGGAUUCAGUGACAAUCAGUGUGGAUGGUGUGGUCUAUUACCGUGUUCAGAAUGCAACCCUGGCAGUGGCAAAUAUCACCAAUGCAGAUUCAGCAACUCGCCUUUUGGCACAAACCACACUGAGGAAUGCCCUGGGCACCAAGAACCUGUCUCAGAUCCUGUCUGACAGGGAGGAGAUUGCACACCACAUGCAGAGUACACUGGAUGAUGCCACUGAUGACUGGGGAAUAAAGGUGGAGCGUGUGGAGAUUAAGGAUGUGAAACUCCCAGUCCAGCUCCAGAGAGCCAUGGCUGCAGAGGCAGAAGCCGCCCGGGAGGCAAGAGCCAAGGUGAUUGCAGCUGAGGGGGAAAUGAAUGCGUCCAGAGCCUUGAAAGAAGCUUCCAUCGUUAUCACUGAGUCUCCUGCUGCCCUUCAGCUCCGGUACCUUCAAACACUGACCACUAUCGCUGCAGAGAAAAACUCCACCAUUGUCUUCCCUCUGCCCAUCGAUAUGUUGCAGGGUCUCAUGAACUCUAAACAGAACAAGUAGUGCUGUAGAACUGUGCUGAACCCCUGCCAGGGUAAAGUGGGGACCAAAUUAGCCUUUCACUUGCAGGGAGAUUAGCGGAAGCUUGACUUGACUGUCCCCGUUUCUGUAUGUAGAGUGAGGGUCUCUUAGAAGGGACAGGAGUCCUAAGAGCAGCUGAGAGACCCACUUUGAAGCUAUGAGCUCAGUAGUAGAGUACUUGCUUAGCAUGCCCAAGGCUCUGAAUUUCACUGGCUUGUAAAUACUGAGAGAAAUGGUGAUUUAUGUAUGAUAGAUAACCUUUCUCUUUACCUACAACUGCCUUUAUUCUGUGGUAGGCUGGAGCCCUCUUCUAACUUUAAGUCAUUCCAAGGCCUAUGUGAGCAGUCAAGCCAGGGCAAGGGACACAGCCUAGACAUGCCACCCACCCCACUGGGUAAAUGCUCUGCACAGUGAAGACUUCUGUCACCCCUCUUCUCUGGGCCACCUGUGCCUUCCCUUCAGGGAAUCUUAAAAGAAGGAUAUUUCCCCAGUGUCCAUCCACCUGACCUAAGCUGUGUUUUGGAAUAACCCUAUCCUCUUUUGUGACCCUGUCAAAACCUGAGAAAAUGGUCAGAGUCAAGGAAGAGACUUGGCUGGCCACCCCGGGACCGUGCUUCCCCACUGUGGGGUCCUUUUGAAAAUAGAAUGUGCAGUUUUUACAAACCCUUUGAGCCGCCCCCCCCCACCGCCACUUGAUGAUCCCUUUCUGUGUUGCCUUUAAAAGCAGCUAAAUUCUUGUCACAGAAGUGCUUUUUCUCACUCUUUCCUAUUUCAUGUAUCAGGUUUUUAAAUCAUUUUGAUUUUUUAAAAAUAACUUUCUACGUUCUAUAAAUAAUGGUUAUAUGCCCAUUUGAAUAGCUUUAAGUACCGAAGCACUUUUUAAAAAGUCUUAAGACAACCAUUAUAUUUUUCUCUCUGCACACUAUUAACUGUUAUAUACUGUGAAAUAGUGUGAUUAGUAAUCCCACUUAAGUAGUUUAAGGAAUUCCUAGCACAUGGAGCAUCUCAUCCCUGAUCUUGGGCAGACACCCAUGCUGAGCUCUCAGUGCAGAGGGAGCAUACUUGUGUUUGACUAGGUUUUUUGUUUUUGUUGUUUUCAUACAAAACACUGAUGACUGAUGCCAGUAGAGGAAGUGGUCAGUCCCUCUGAACCAUAAUUUCUGACUGUGACAUCUUUCCCUUGGUCUGGAAAGCUUGGUGAGGACUUUUGCAGCAUCUUUGAGGCUCUUGAUUCACCCGGGGAAGCCUGAAGCAUGGCUACCUGUGGUGGGAGCAGCUCUGUUCUCUUCUCCUAGCUGUGUAUGUCAGGCCCACGUGGAGCCCGCCUCCCUCCCUUCCCUCCCUCCCUCCCUCCUACCCACCCACCCUGAUUCUGAGCUGUUUUCUGAGGUGUAUGGAGCAUUUCCACCCAGUACUCAAGUUGCAUUUGCAUUUUGAACUUAAAAUGGUGGCUUCAUCUGUUUGGAGAAGGGACGCGCCCUGCACUAAUGCCCAAGAAACCCCCGUGUCCUGGUGAAAACACUUUCUCAGAGGUGGAAAAUGUAUUAUACACUUGUCUAAAUUUCUCCCUCCAGACACCAACUGGCCUUUUCUUCUGUGCCUAGUGAAUUAGUAGCCCUGUAUGCUGAAGUUCAGUCACACUGAGGGGUGGAGAAAAUCUAGCUAUGGGAAGUGGUGAUGGUGUGAGGGUUUUCCUAAGUCCUCACCUUCAGCUGUGUACAAUAAAGUGUGUACCCUGUAA
Phodopus roborovskii (desert hamster) is the source of this 2712-nucleotide messenger RNA. It is a transcript of the gene Stom, whose product is annotated as stomatin. Gene Ontology annotation, cellular component: plasma membrane. The coding region runs from base 63 to 953 and encodes 296 amino acids. The record is from RefSeq and is a predicted model, not a curated record. Lineage: Eukaryota; Metazoa; Chordata; Mammalia; Rodentia; Cricetidae. The transcript has 7 exons.